UAUAACUACAAUUAAAAUAUUGUGGUUCUGGACGUUGCCUGGAAAUAAACAAGAGUAAACCUUCAAUUAAAAAGACAUGAACCGUCUAUAUAUUUUAACUAUUUCAAAUAUCCUAAUCACAUUUUGAUACUUUUGACAUGUUUUUGACAACGUGGUUAUUUUUGUUUAGAAUUUUUUUUUUAAACCGCGCUGAAGUAUGUUCUUUGUUAUCGCCGUUUUUAACAAAUCAGAAAAAAACGUAGUCUUCAACAUCGACAGACAUGGAUGAGAAAAGUUGGCAGAAGAAGCUUUUGUAGCCGAGGAUUUUACAUGAAAACAUGGUCGAAUGUUUGGUAUCGCACUAGCCUGUUUCUUGGUGAUUUUGGUGAAUAUACCUGGUGUAACCACGAAGUAUACUAACCUUACAAUAUUACGCACUGCUAAACAAGCUUCACUCACCUGCAAUUACAUCAAUGCUAGUCUAAUGACGGUUACCGAGUCUUCAUAUGCACACCUUCAGAAUACCAUUUUCAGUUCAGCUUCACCUGCAUUGGAUGGUUGGCGCUUUUGGACAAAUAACAGAGCAAGCAAGCAAAAAUAUGUUGAAGGUCAGACAUAUUUUACGGAUUUUCCGUUAGACAAAGAAACAAGUGAAUCCAGCAGUCUAACAAAUUGUGUUUAUGGUGUCUAUAAACACAGUGAAAACAAAAUCGGAUGGGUUCCAUCUGGUUGUCGGAAUGAGAGAUGGAACGCAAUUUGCCUUCAAUACAAGGCUGUGUUUUCAGUGACAGAAUAUGCAACAAUGUACACACCAAAAGUCUCGUGGCAAAAGGCUAAGAGUGUUUGUCAGCAAGAAGGAGGGGUACUAGAUAAUUCAAAUAUAAAAAAUGUUGACCCAAUUUUUGAGGAUUCGGUUAUAUGGGCGGGAAUUAGCACAUAUUGGACGGAUAAUCACUCGCAGUAUGUCGGAGAAUUACAACCCAGGCCAUUUCCAAAUGAUGAGAAGCAAGACAAUACACAUUGUGUGAAGGCUACUUAUGUAGCAGAAGAGAAACAAUUAAAGUGGUCUACUGAAUCUUGUGAAUCAAAGAUAAGCUUUCUUUGCAUUAUCGAAGGAAAAGCAAAACUUGAAAGAUUCAAGAACAUUGUAAUAAUGCAUUCAUCGGGAAUAAGAUAUAAAGAAAACGUAUCAAAUGUAAGCGAAUGCAGUGACGAAGUGAUGAGAUUGUGGGAAAGCGGAUACGCCUGUCUAGGAUAUGAAUACAAUUUGGUGAAUUCCAGUUGCCGUUUUGUAGAAUACAAUAACUUUGCAAAUGGUUUCCAAAAACAAAUAAAGAGCUCGGAGACACUCGAUACAUAUUGGUUUAUUGAAUCUACCUGCAAGUAUAGUUAAAUUAACACA
Molecule: messenger RNA, 1381 nt
Organism: Mytilus trossulus (common blue mussel)
Lineage: Eukaryota; Metazoa; Mollusca; Bivalvia; Mytilida; Mytilidae
Exons: 7
Coding region: 326-1372 (348 amino acids)
Source: RefSeq, a predicted model, not a curated record